Messenger RNA from Verticillium alfalfae VaMs.102, 345 nucleotides. Its product is annotated as mitochondrial 54S ribosomal protein YmL33. Gene Ontology annotation, biological process: translation. Gene Ontology annotation, molecular function: structural constituent of ribosome. Lineage: Eukaryota; Fungi; Ascomycota; Sordariomycetes; Glomerellales; Plectosphaerellaceae. The transcript has 2 exons. Gene Ontology annotation, cellular component: large ribosomal subunit; mitochondrion. The record is from RefSeq and is a predicted model, not a curated record. Bases 1 to 345 code for a protein of 114 amino acids.
AUGGUCAGAAAGACACGACAAAGGCAUCAACGAGCCGGUAAACGCGUUUCUCAGAAUCCCAUGAAGCAACGAUCGUCCAGCAACAUGUCCUUCUUCCGCAUCACCCUCCACCGCUCGGCCAUCGGCCUGCCCAAGCGCACCCGCGGCGUGCUCGCCGCGCUGGGCCUCCGCCGGCGCAUGCAGACCGUCUUCCACCCCGUCACCCCCGACUUCGCCGGUAUGGUCUUCAAGGUCAAGGAGUUGGUGCGCGUCGAAGAGGUCGACCAGGCGCUGAGCAAGAAGGAGGUUAAGGCCGAGAGGACGCCGGCGAGGGGGUUCUGGGUUGAGCGUGCGGCGCCGAGGUAA